Molecule: messenger RNA, 680 nt
Organism: Spinacia oleracea (spinach)
Lineage: Eukaryota; Viridiplantae; Streptophyta; Magnoliopsida; Caryophyllales; Amaranthaceae
Product: probable sucrose-phosphatase 3
Exons: 3
Coding region: 121-411 (96 amino acids)
Biological process (GO): sucrose biosynthetic process
Molecular function (GO): sucrose-phosphate phosphatase activity
Source: RefSeq, a predicted model, not a curated record
AAAAAGUUUUGUACUUGGGAAAUGUUGGUAUAAAGUUUUUGUUGCUGAAAUUUGAAGGCUGAUGAUGAGAUCUACAGAGUACAUGUUAUGAAAAAUUAAGUUGAGCUUCUUCUUCAAUAAAUGUAUUUUAAAGAAGCAGCAGGAGAGCAGUGCCAUUAUAGUCCAAAGUUGGACAGCUUUCUUGUAAAUUAUGCAAGGCAGAAGAAGCAUCCUUCAGGGGGUUUUAUCCAUCCAUCUGGCGAGGAGCUCUCUCUUUAUGACAGCAUAGACAAACUCAAAAAAUGCUCUGGAGAUCGUCAGGGAACAAAAUACCGGGUUUGGAUUGAUCGCCUUUUGCCAACAAGGAUAAGCAAUGAUGCAUGGCUUGUGAGGUUUGAUAAAUGGGAAACAUCUGGUAAGACCUUUAAAUAGUAUAUUACCUUGCAGUCGUAAACUUUUUUUACUUAACAUAUCUUACUUUACAGUAUCUAUGACAAUACAAGUCUCUUUUUUGUCUUUCCUUUGUGGGGUGUUUCUGAGGUAACUCGCUGACUCUACAUUGUAACCCUUUUCUUAUUCCAACUUCAAAGUGCUAGUGUCCUUUGUACCUUGUUUAACAGAAUUGAGUUUCACCUUUUCUCACUUGUUGCAACGUUGUUUUAGUUGACUAGAUUUCUUGAUGAUACAACCUUGUACAUUCA